AUGCCACGAGCGGGCCAGAAAAAAGGUGAUCGAGAUGAUACAUACAAACCUAGUAAAGAAGCCGAAGAAGACAUCGCCGACGUCGACGUCGACAUUUUAAAACCCACCAAAGCAACCCUCAAACCAUCUAAAAUCACCAAGCCUCUCUCAAAAGGACCUUCAAAACAACAACCCCAAAAAAGCACUCCCAAAGGCACCCCCAAAGGAACACCCAAACACACACCCCGAUCUACCCCCAAACCCCCCUCAGCAGGCGCCUACAAAAAACCCUCCCCCCCACCCAACACCCGCACCGCCGCUCCCUCCUCUACCACGAUCAUCCCCUCCCUACCCAGGCAGCCGUAUUUCUGCUGCCGCAAACCACUCCCUCUCUCAUCCUCUUUCCCUCCCGAUCUCCAACGCUUCUACACUUUCCUCGUCGACUCCCUCACUAUCAUGUAUUUCCCUCCGCCCGUGACUAAACUCCCAGCGUGCACGACCUAUUACCGAUUUUCGCACCUUUCCCUCACCACAUGCACAGAAGUGCAUCGAUAUUUUCUCGCGUACGAGCCGCGCGAUGAAGUCGAAGGGGUAUUUUCCGAGGGCAGCGAGGCGGAUGUGUUAAGUAAGGCUGGAGCGUUGGGUGACGAGGAUGGGGUGGAGAGGAAACAGGAUGUGAUGAUUUUGAGUCGCAAUGCGAGAUGUGAGGAGCAUAUGAAAGAGGGGUAUUGGUAUGUUUUGAUGAAGGUGGAGCAGGUUGUGGAGAAGGAGGUCAAGAAUGUUAAUGUGGGGUUUGUGGGCAUGGAUACGCAGACGGAGACACAGGGGGAGGAGAUGGAUCAUGAGAUUGAUUUGGAUUUGUAUACGUAG
Molecule: messenger RNA, 849 nt
Organism: Botrytis deweyae
Lineage: Eukaryota; Fungi; Ascomycota; Leotiomycetes; Helotiales; Sclerotiniaceae
Exons: 1
Coding region: 1-849 (282 amino acids)
Source: RefSeq, a predicted model, not a curated record